This is a messenger RNA of Myotis daubentonii (Daubenton's bat), 2226 nucleotides long. It is a transcript of the gene CDK10, whose product is annotated as cyclin dependent kinase 10. The record is from RefSeq and is a predicted model, not a curated record. Gene Ontology annotation, biological process: protein phosphorylation; regulation of mitotic cell cycle. Gene Ontology annotation, molecular function: cyclin-dependent protein serine/threonine kinase activity; ATP binding. Gene Ontology annotation, cellular component: nucleus. NCBI's taxonomy places the organism in Eukaryota, Metazoa, Chordata, Mammalia, Chiroptera, Vespertilionidae.
GGGGAGGCGGGCACCGAGGGGCGUCCCCAGUCCCCGCUUGGCCCCCAGGCGUUAGCCAGCGGCGCGUUGGGGGCAAGGCUUGGUCAGGGAAGAGGCGGGGGCCAGGGAGGAGCUGUUGGAGUCCAGUCCUACCCGGGCGCCCGUGCUGCUUAGCCUCCGGGCGGAGUGCGCCCUCGGCCCGCCUGUGGUGUACCCCUAGGAGGGUGUGUUGGGGUACCAGCUGUCCGCUAGGACAGAGACCCCAGAAUGUGGUUUACUUCCCUCUCCCCUGACCCUCCGGAGGGGCGGCUGUUUAGCACAAGGUGGGCCAAGCACUCGGGUUGGCCAGGACCUAGUCACAUGGGUGCACCCAGGUGCAAGGGAGGCUGGGAAACAGCCACCCUCGGGGGCUGCAGGCCCCUGGGCCGCCUUUCACAGCUCAGAGGAGGCAGUGAGGCCGCGCGCAGGGGCGGGAGCCUCUGCCACAGACACAUUCCCCCCCCCCCACCCCCGGUCGGUAUUUCUGACGCUUUGCCAUCUGCGGAGCGCACCGAGGCCGGCGCCGCGCACUAGACUUGCUGUGGCGAUGGGACUGUUUUCUGAUUUGUCCAGUUUGGUCCCCAUGAGCCACUUGAGGCCGUUGAACACUUCCCGUGCGGCUAGUGCAGCUGAGGAGGGGAACUUGUAAUUUUGGCCACAGAUGGCCGGUGGCUACCUUGUCUGACAGGCCCACCUGGGCCGUGGGAUCGAAGGGCGCGUUGCCUGCCCCGCAUCUCGUCCCCCUUUUCUCAUCUCACAAGCCCACGUGUGGUUACCUUUCUGUCCACUGGGACGGUGCCGGAGCGUGAAGGAGUUUGAGAAGCUGAACCGCAUUGGGGAGGGCACCUACGGCAUCGUGUAUCGUGCCCGGGACACCCAGACGGACGAGAUUGUCGCCCUGAAGAAAGUGCGGAUGGACAAGGAGAAGGAUGGGGUCCCCAUCAGCAGCCUUCGCGAGAUCACGCUGCUCCUCCGCCUCCGCCAUCCGAAUAUCGUGGAGCUGAAGGAGGUGGUGGUGGGGAACCACCUGGAGAGCAUCUUCCUGGUGAUGGGCUACUGUGAGCAGGACCUGGCCAGCCUUCUGGAGAACAUGCCAACGCCCUUCUCGGAGGCCCAGGUCAAGUGCAUCGUGCUGCAGGUGCUGCGGGGUCUCCAGUACCUACACCAGAACUUCAUCAUCCACAGGGACCUGAAGGUUUCCAACUUGCUCAUGACCGAUAAGGGUUGCGUGAAGACAGCGGAUUUCGGCCUGGCCCGGGCCUAUGGCGUCCCCGUGAAGCCAAUGACGCCCAAGGUGGUCACUCUGUGGUACCGAGCCCCGGAGCUGCUGCUGGGCACCACCACGCAGACCACCAGCAUCGACAUGUGGGCCAUGGGCUGCGUCUUGGCCGAGCUGCUGGCCCACAAGCCCCUUCUCCCGGGCACAUCUGAGAUCCACCAGGUGGACCUGAUCGUACAGCUGCUGGGGACACCCAGUGAGAACAUCUGGCCGGGCUUCUCCCGGCUGCCGCUGGUCAGCCAGUACAGCCUGCGGAAGCAGCCCUACAACAACCUGAAGCACCGGUUCCCGUGGCUUUCAGAGGCCGGCCUGCGCCUGCUGAACCUGCUCUUCAUGUACGACCCCAAGAAAAGGGCGACAGCCGGGGACUGCCUGGAGAGCUCCUACUUCAAGGAGAAGCCCCUGCCCUGUGAGCCGGAGCUCAUGCCCACCUUCCCUCACCACCGCAACAAGCGGGCUGCUCCCGCCAUGUCUGAGAGCCAGAGCAAGCGCUGCAGGCCCUGAUGCAAGGCCCCUGCUGGUCGGGCUGACGGCUCCCGAGAUCCAACUGGACCCUCGGCCAGGACUCACCAGCUGCUUCAGCCGACCGCUCUGAUUCCUGCCUCCUCACCCACCACUGCCCCCGAACAGCAGGGCGUGCACUGGUGAUGUGGAUGUGGGCACCCUGAGCUGUGGUGGCCACACCUGGGGCCCUACUAGGUUCUGCCUAUUUUCCCGCCCUGGGCUCCUAGCAGCUCCGGAAGCACCCACGGGCCUCAUCUUGGGGGUGUUGCUGGCUAGGGGUGUGUGGAGGGGUUGGGUGUGGGUUGGACCUGGGUCUGGGCCAUGACCACUUGGAGACACCAGAGCAAAUGCCCUCCUGGGGGCAGAGCCCCAGGGGAGGGUACGGUUGGUGCUACAGAAACUGAGAUAAAAGCUUUCCUGACAGA